This is a messenger RNA of Dreissena polymorpha, 1962 nucleotides long. RefSeq lists its product as uncharacterized. Bases 163 to 1668 code for a protein of 501 amino acids. NCBI's taxonomy places the organism in Eukaryota, Metazoa, Mollusca, Bivalvia, Myida, Dreissenidae. The record is from RefSeq and is a predicted model, not a curated record. Gene Ontology annotation, molecular function: structural constituent of ribosome. The transcript has 5 exons. Gene Ontology annotation, biological process: translation. Gene Ontology annotation, cellular component: mitochondrion; ribosome; mitochondrial large ribosomal subunit.
AAGUUAAUUUUAAUCUCAUAAUACGACAUUUAUUAACAAACAUAAUUAAAGUGAAAAAGCGCUUUUAUAUAAAUGAACUAUUUUUGUGUAUACGAGUCCGAUAUUUAGACGCAACCAUUCUCACAGCGAUUGCUUUAGUCGGUAGUGACACUUCUAUCCAAGAUGGCAGCAUUAUCCAGGGUCAGACACAUGAAAUCAAAAUAUUGCAUUUUUCAAGCAAUUUUCACAUCCAGUAAGUGGAGAUGUCAGUUUGCGACGGAAGCCGCUAGAAAAAUUGACCUGCCCAGCGAUCUGAAGGAUGAUGCACAAGAAGGGUUACCUGAUGACAAGCCGGAAAAAGGCUACCCGGCGGUCAAACCGUGGAUGCCACCAGGAAGCUGGGGUGAGAUGACCCGCCAGCAGGCCUGGUUUUGGCACAGAGGUGAGAUAAACCACAUGGGCAGAAUAACUCACGUGAAAGAGAAAAUUAAGUUCUUGACUGACAAACAGAUGGUGGCCUGGAAAUUCCCCCCAAUUAAUAUCCAGCCAAAUGUUCUCAACUAUCAGCUGGAAGUCACAAACACAAUACUUGCUUCUAAGGAUGACAAGUAUUUAAAGCCAGAAAUUUAUCAAAAUGUCGAUAUCAAGACCGAUUACGAGGAAUUAAAAAAAUUGUGCAUUGAAGCCAUUGAGAUUGAGCAUGCUUUGCACAGAGAUAAACUGAAAUACCUAGCUGCGGCUAAAGAUGGAAGAGCAAAGUCAUGGCACGCUCUGCUUAGAGGACGACUUCUCACGCAAACAAUACUGAAUGCAAUUAUGAGUGGUGCGUCCAGAAAUCAUGAGCAUCUGCAAAGUUGUUCAGUGGAUAAAGAAGUGACUGUGGCUGCCUGUUUUCAAAGGAAUGGAGUAAAAAGGCCAUGGGUGCCCGUGUCAAGAAGAUCUCCAGACUUGUCUAAGGAAUUAUAUCUCCAGAACAAUGCCAUGUUUCAAGGGAAACAUGUGGUAGAUUUCCAAGUUAGGACCUUCUUGCCUUUACCACAGUUUAUCAGCCCAGACCAUGAGAUGUGCAUGCAGGCGGACAAGUGCGUCCCUCAGUACAACCCCAAGGUGCUGGGGCAGUUCAGAGAACUAACUCAGCUCGAGAUUACAUCAGGUUUUAAUCUGGGUUCUCCCAACGAGUUUACACACACCAGUGUGGUGUGUGAACAACUGGGCAGGCUACGAUUGGUCAGUGGUGAAGAGCACUGGGAGCAGAGUCACGCAGGCUAUGGCCUUGUCACAAACUUCCUGUCCUGUGUGGCGCAGGCACAUGUCCAAGGCUUUAACAUGUUCCAAGACCUCGUCUACCCCUUCACCGCACAGACCAUCCACACAGACGGACGGACCUUCCGUUUCUCCAUGUUCCAACUGAACUCACUGAAGCUUUGGAAGGACCCUAAAGCCAGUCCUGUGUCAAAUGUUGCGUGGAUUUCACCAGCAGACAAUUUAUACGAGGGUUUGACAGACGAUCGCGUGAUUGGUUUCAAUGAUGAGGUGUUCCAAAGGCUGUGUCAAUGUUUGCUGUUAAAACCAAGUAGCCGGGAUGGUAUUAAGUUAAAUCCUAAUGUGAAAUACAAGGCAGGGACUCCAAAAAUCUUGAAGUCUGUCAAGAAAGUAGAGAUUGAGGAGGAAGUGGUUUACGACAGAUAAAACAUGUCCUGAUAAGAUUUUUGUUGAGCCCUUAUGCUUACCAUGGUCAGAAAUUGUUUCAGAAAUGUAUUAACUGUGUUAUAUUUGCAGUUAAUGCAGCAUUGAAUGUAUCGUUAGAUUGCUGUGUGAUGUGUAUUAGAACGAUUGGUACAUACUGUUAUAUUAUAAACACAUCUUUGCUAAUGUAUGUUUACUGAGUGAGUUUUUGUGUGUGAAGAAAUAUGUAUGAACACAUGCUUGAAAAAUAUUAAAUUAUUCAUUUGAAUGUGUUAAAAUAAAACAAUUAUGUUACAA